This is a messenger RNA of Hymenoscyphus albidus, 506 nucleotides long. Lineage: Eukaryota; Fungi; Ascomycota; Leotiomycetes; Helotiales; Helotiaceae. The record is from the annotation of a GenBank genome assembly.
AUGUUGACGCUUAACAUGGUCAUUUUGGCGCCUCUUUCUGUUUCCUGCCUACUCUAUGUAGUCAAGUCGGUAUUCAUGCUGGCUCUAUGGCGACGUCACAUCCUUGGACUUCGCGCUGAAGGACUUGUAAGAAACCUACCACCGAUAUCAAGCUUAAUUAUUGACAUCUGUAGCCAAUGCCACCAUACAAUGUGUUCUUUGGGCAUCUUUUUAUUGUCAACAAGAUCAUAUCCUCUCUUCCCAGUGAUGCUCACGGGCACUAUCUUCCGGAUCAGAUACGGAGGGCAUACCCAGAACUUGGACCAAACUUCUAUCUCAACUUAGCUCCGUUUGCUCCUUCUAUGCUGGUUCUUACCUCCUUGAACACCCUUCACCAAGUAACUCAACAGCAUCCUUUGGAAAAGUUCCCCAGUAUGAAAACAUUUCUAAAGCCACUUACGGGUGGACUGGAUAUGUUCCGAUGUACCCAUUAUUAUUUUUAUUGGUCAAUAAAUUCGGUUUAUUGA